GCCUGCGUGCGGCGGCGGGGGCGGUGGCGGCUGUCCGCGCCCCUCCCCCGCGCUGCGCUCAGUGCCAGGCGGGAGGCGGUAGCGGUUGGAGGCUUUGCCGGGCUUUGCAGUGGGGACUUCGGCAGCGGCGCCUCAGGCACCUCGGCCCUGACACGAUGAGGCGAGUGGUACGACAGAGCAAGUUUCGGCAUGUAUUUGGACAAGCAGUGAAAAAUGACCAGUGUUACGACGACAUCCGGGUUUCUCGAGUGACCUGGGACAGUUCCUUUUGCGCUGUCAAUCCCAGAUUCGUUGCCAUAAUCAUAGAAGCGAGCGGGGGAGGAGCGUUCCUUGUACUCCCUUUGCACAAGACUGGUCGAAUUGACAAAUCCUACCCAACAGUAUGUGGCCACACAGGACCAGUGCUGGACAUAGACUGGUGCCCACACAACGACCAGGUCAUUGCCAGCGGCUCGGAGGACUGCACUGUUAUGGUAUGGCAGAUCCCAGAAAAUGGACUCACCCUUUCCCUGACCGAGCCCGUGGUCAUCUUAGAAGGCCACUCAAAGAGAGUUGGCAUCGUAGCCUGGCACCCGACGGCCCGCAACGUGCUUCUCAGCGCAGGCUGUGAUAAUGCCAUCAUUAUCUGGAACGUGGGCACGGGGGAAGCCCUGAUAAACUUGGACGACAUGCAUUCAGACAUGAUUUACAAUGUCAGCUGGAACCGGAACGGCAGUCUGAUCUGCACAGCCUCCAAAGACAAGAAAGUGAGAGUAAUCGAUCCGAGGAAACAGGAGAUUGUUGCUGAGAAGGAGAAAGCACAUGAAGGAGCCCGACCCAUGAGAGCCAUCUUCCUGGCUGACGGCAAUGUCUUCACCACUGGCUUCAGUCGCAUGAGUGAGCGGCAGCUGGCUCUCUGGAACCCGAAAAAUAUGGAGGAACCAAUUGCUCUUCAUGAAAUGGACACUAGCAAUGGGGUUUUGCUACCUUUCUAUGACCCUGACACCAGUAUCAUUUACUUAUGUGGCAAGGGCGACAGCAGUAUCCGCUACUUCGAGAUCACGGACGAAUCCCCUUAUGUCCACUACCUCAACACAUUCAGCAGCAAGGAGCCUCAGAGGGGGAUGGGCUACAUGCCUAAGAGGGGACUCGAUGUCAACAAAUGUGAGAUUGCCAGAUUCUUCAAACUUCACGAGAGAAAGUGUGAGCCUAUUAUCAUGACUGUCCCCAGAAAGUCUGACCUUUUCCAAGAUGACCUGUACCCCGACACGGCAGGGCCUGAGGCGGCCCUCGAGGCAGAAGAGUGGUUCGAGGGGAAGAACGCCGAUCCAAUCCUCAUCUCUCUGAAGCAUGGAUACAUCCCUGGAAAAAACAGGGACCUCAAGGUGGUCAAGAAGAACAUUCUGGACAGCAAGCCCACGGCAAACAAGAAGUGCGACCUGAUCAGCAUCCCCAAGAAGACCGCAGAUGCGGCCAGUGGGCAAAAUGAAGCCAAGUUGGAUGAGAUUUUAAAAGAGAUCAAAUCUAUAAAAGACACAAUCUGCAAUCAAGACGAGCGUAUUUCCAAGUUAGAACAGCAGAUGGCGAAGAUAGCAGCUUGAAGGUCCACCCCACCCCCCAGAUGGGAGCAGGAAGGCGUGGUCCCGGGGAGGGCGAAGGGAGGCACUGCCUUUGGAGACAUUCUAUUUCAGAUCUGUUGACCAGCGACAGGCCACGUUCCAGUAAGAACUCAAUUCGUCUCCCAAAUUUGCAGAAACAAAAUGUGAUUUAAAAGCUGAGCUUUUUACCAGAAAACUUUUUUUGAUGUUUUAAGUGUUAUGUGACUUGUGAACUUCUAAAAGACAAAAGUGCUACUUUGAAAAUCCCAGAUAUUCUGAAUUUUAGAAACCCAACCAAUUCUGAUUCAGUGUCCUGCCCAAGUACCUUUUUUUUCCUUUCUUUAUAUUUUUUUUUUACAAACAGGGACCAAUGCCACAUUGCUUUUUAUAUUUCUUUUUUUUUUUAAUGUUGCCAAAACCAAAAGUAGCUUUUUUUUUCUUUAUAUUUUGCUACUUUGCAGUAUUUGUGUGUGGGUUUUUUUUUUUUUUUCCUUUAAUUUGAAAGGGACAGCACUGUGUAUGUUUAUAAACUAAAUGAAGAUAAGAUAUUAUUUUGUAUAAACAUUCAUCUGAGAACAGAGCCGUAGCCACACGGUGCUGACUUCUCUGCAGCACAAACCUGGUCAUCUUAAUGACUGUACAAAAGGAAGACUUGAAAAAUCACGUGGAUUCGUAUUCCCACCCUUCCCCUCCCAUUGAGUCUUCUGAUCAAAAAAAAAAAAAAAGGCUCAUAUUGAAUCAUUUUCUUUCUCUUUUCUAGAAAUUGGGUGGUUGUACCAGAAUGGAAUUUUGCUUCUUGGUUAUCCUGUGCUUCAGAUGAUUAUAAUCUAACCUAAACUA
Bubalus bubalis (water buffalo) is the source of this 2417-nucleotide messenger RNA. It is a transcript of the gene CORO1C, whose product is annotated as coronin 1C. The transcript has 11 exons. Lineage: Eukaryota; Metazoa; Chordata; Mammalia; Artiodactyla; Bovidae. Gene Ontology annotation, biological process: actin filament organization; neural crest cell migration. Gene Ontology annotation, molecular function: actin filament binding. The record is from RefSeq and is a predicted model, not a curated record. The coding region runs from base 156 to 1580 and encodes 474 amino acids.